GCCCGCGGAGGCGAUGAGGGUGCUGGUGCGGCGCGGCUGGGGGCCCCGGCCGGUGGGGGGCGGUCCAGGCGCAAGGCCGAGCCCGCAGUGGCGAGCGCUGGCCGGGCUCGGCGCGUCCCCCGGCGGGGAGGACGGCCGGGGCGUCCGCGUCCGAGAGAAGCCUCCCUGGCGGGUGCUCUUCUUCGGCACCGACCGGUUCGCCCGCGAGGCGCUGCGGGCGCUGCACGCCGCCAGGGAAAAUAAAGAGGAAGAGUUAAUUGAAAAUUUGGAGGUGGUCACAGUGCCCUCUCCAUCACCAAAAGGACUGCCAGUGAAGCAAUAUGCUGUCCAGUCUCAGCUUCCAGUGUAUGAGUGGCCAGAUGUGGGAUCUGGAGAGUACGACGUUGGAGUGGUAGCUUCAUUUGGCCGACUUUUGAGUGAGGCUCUUAUUCUUAAAUUUCCCUAUGGCAUGUUGAAUGUCCAUCCCAGUUGCCUCCCGAGGUGGCGUGGUCCAGCCCCUAUAAUCCAUACUGUGCUUCAUGGAGACACAAUUACUGGAGUGACGAUUAUGCAAAUUAGACCUAAAAGGUUUGAUGUCGGCCCAAUUAUCAAACAGGAAACGGUUCCUGUGCCACCUAAGAGCACCGCCAAGGAACUGGAGGCAAUGCUGUCAAGACUGGGUGCUGACAUGCUAAUUUCAGUUUUGAAAAAUUUGCCUGAGAGUUUGAGCAAUGGAAGGCAACAACCAACUGAGGGAGUGACACAUGCUCCUAAGAUUUCUGCUGGUACCAGCUGUAUAAAAUGGGAGGAACAAACUUCAGAGCAAAUAUUCAGACUUUAUCGUGCCAUUGGAAAUAUAAUUCCAUUGCAGACUCUCUGGAUGGAUAAUACCAUUAAACUUCUGGAUUUGGUUGAAGUUAAUAGUUCAAUCCUCACUGAUCCAAAAUUAACAGGACAACCUGUUAUUCCAGGAUCAGUCAUAUACCACAAACAGUCACAAAUACUGCUGGUUCGUUGCAAGGAUGGCUGGAUUGGUGUUCGAUCAGUGAUGCUCAAGAAAACACUAACAGCUACUGAUUUCUACAAUGGAUAUCUGCACUCCUGGUACCAGAAAGAUUCCGAAGCUCAACCAAGCCAAUGCAGAUUUCAGACUCUCAGACUUCCAACAAAGAAGAAGCAGGGGAAAAAAAAUUGUUGCUAUGCAACAGUGCAUUAAGUAGUUAAGUAGAUGGACAAGAACCUACUACAUAUUUGUAAUUUAUUAAAAGCCUUAUUUACAAGGAAUUACCUUGACUAUCAAAGAAGAUGACACUGUUGGAGGGAAAGAAGAUUAUUGUCAAAAAGAUGAAUUACCUCACUUCCCAUUUUUUGUUUAACAGUAGUUAAAAACUUUUUUCUAUUUGAAUAACCAAAAAAGCUUUAAAUAAAAUUUGUAUUUAUAAUGUGAAACUCAAGGAGGUUUUAUCUUUCCCUAAAAGUAAAUGCAACUAAUUAAUAA
Molecule: messenger RNA, 1477 nt
Organism: Canis lupus familiaris (dog)
Lineage: Eukaryota; Metazoa; Chordata; Mammalia; Carnivora; Canidae
Gene: MTFMT
Product: mitochondrial methionyl-tRNA formyltransferase
Exons: 9
Coding region: 14-1195 (393 amino acids)
Biological process (GO): conversion of methionyl-tRNA to N-formyl-methionyl-tRNA; biosynthetic process
Cellular component (GO): mitochondrion
Molecular function (GO): methionyl-tRNA formyltransferase activity
Source: RefSeq, a predicted model, not a curated record